AGUCAGUGUUGGUUUGAGUGGGACACAAAUAUGAAAGCUGUCUAUCUAUGCAGCGCUCUGGCCCCACCUUCUUUGUAGUCCCCACAGACAAGGCCAGCCGGCUGGAGGCAGCGAGUAGAAGAGAGCCAGUGAGGGAGUGCAGCUCUCACACAGGCGAGGAGGAAAGCUGAGAAGAGAAGCAAGCCGUGCUCUUUUCCUUGUCCUGUCUCCUCACCCUCCCUCCCUCUCCCCCUGGCUUCCCCAAUACAAAGCUAUGGCUGGCAGCACCAUGCCAGCCUGUGACAGGAGGAGCAGAUGGGACUCGUCUUCCCCAUAGAAGAAGGCACAGGAGAAUAAUAAGGGAAUUCACAGGGCUGCCUGCAUGCACUGCAGUCUUCUGUCAAUGUGAGAGCUGCUGCACCCUCAGCCUGCCUCUUCAAGCUUCUUUUUUAUUUUUUUAUCUUUUCACUUUUUAUUUCCUGCUUUUCCAGUAUUUGCUGUGUGUGUGCAUACAUUGUUCCUGCCCUCCCCCCACCCUCUUGUAUAUUCCCCCCUUGCCUUGGGAAGGAGAUCAUAGCAAGGGACAGAAGAGAACUGAUUGGAACCUGCGGGCAGGCGACCAUCACUGCACAAUGGGAUGCUGUGGGAGCACACAGAGCUCUAAGAGGGACUGGAGGCCACUGGAAGAGCAUAGUUGUACUGACAUCCCAUGGCUACUAUUGUUUAUAUUGUUCUGUAUUGGCAUGGGCUUUAUUUGUGGCUUUUCUGUAGCCACUGGAGCUGCCUCACGUUUAAUCUCUGGUUAUGACAGCUAUGGGAAUAUUUGUGGACAGAAGAAUACGAAGGUAGAAGGCUAUGAAAACAGUGGUUUAGACCAUACCAACCGCAAGUAUGUAUUCUUUCUGGAUCCUUGUAAGCUGGACUUGAUAAACAGAAAAAUAAAAUCUAUAGCAUUGUGUGUUUCCCAGUGUCCGCAAGAGGAGCUUAAAACAUUGUCUGAUGUUCAAAAAUUUGCUGAAAAUAAUGGGUCACAUCUUUGUGAUUAUGCACUAUCCCCUAGCCAGUACACAAACAGUAUGAAAGCAUCGUCUCUGUGCCCGAAGCUUCCAGUGCCAGUAAGUGCACCUAUUCCAUUCUUCCAUCGCUGUGCUCCUGUGAACAUUUCCUGCUAUGCCAAGUUUGCAGAAGCCUUGAUCACUUUUGUCAGUGACAAUAGUGUCCUGCACAGGCUGAUUAGUGGAGUAAUGACCAGCAAAGAAAUUAUUAUUGGACUUUGCUUUUUGUCACUAGUGCUUUCAAUGAUUUUGAUGGUUAUAAUCAGAUACAUCUCUAGAGUGCUUGUGUGGAUCUUAACCAUCUUGGUCGUGCUGGGUUCUCUUGGAGGCACAGGUGUUCUUUGGUGGCUGUACGCCGAGCACAGGAAAUCGUUCAGUGAAGAUCUUCCAGCAGAUCAACUUCAAGUUUCCAAAGACAACCAGCAAGCCUUGCUCAUCUAUGCCAUUGCAGCCACUGUCUUUACCGUGAUCCUGUUGCUCAUCAUGCUGGUUAUGAGGAAGCGAGUUGGCCUCACAAUUGCCUUGUUCAAUGUGGCUGGAAAGGUUUUCAUACAUCUCCCAUUGCUAGUCUUCCAGCCCUUUUGGACCUUUUUUGCUCUUCUUCUGUUUUGGGUCUACUGGGUCAUGGUUCUGCUCUUUCUGGGAACUGCAGGUGAUCCAUAUACUAAUGAACAAGGGUUUGUGGAGUUCAAGAUUAAUGGCCCUCUGCAGUAUAUGUGGUGGUAUCAUGUUGUAGGGCUCAUAUGGAUCAGUGAGUUUAUUUUAGCCUGCCAGCAAAUGACCAUAGCUGGUGCUGUGGUAACAUAUUACUUCACAAGAAACAAGAGAGAGCUCCCAUUUACACCUAUUUUAGCUUCUGUAAAUCGACUAAUGCUCUACCAUCUGGGGACAGUGGCAAAAGGAGCCUUCAUUAUUACCCUGGUAAAAAUACCCCGAAUGAUCCUCAUGUACAUUCAUAGCCAGCUCAAGGGCAAGGAGAAUGCCUGUGCAAGGUGUAUGCUGAAAUCCUGUAUCUGCUGCCUUUGGUGUCUGGAAAAGUGCCUCACAUAUUUAAAUCAGAAUGCUUACACAGCGACUGCCAUCAACAGCACAAACUUCUGCACGUCUGCAAAAGAUGCACUUGUUAUCCUUGUGGAAAAUGUUCUAAGGGUUGCUACCAUUAAUACAGUGGGCGAUUUUGUACUCUUCCUUGGGAAGAUUUUGAUUGUGAGCACCACGGGCCUUGCAGGCAUUUUGCUGCUUAACUACCAGAGGGACUACACAGUGUGGGUGCUGCCGCUUAUCAUUGUCUGCCUUUUUGCCUUUCUUGUUGCUCACUGCUUCCUCUCCAUCUAUGAAAUGGUAGUAGAUGUAUUAUUCCUGUGUUUUGCUGUUGACACUAAAUAUAAUGAUGGGAGCCCUGGAAAGGAAUUCUACAUGGACAAAGUCCUAAUGGAAUUUGUGGAGAACAGUAGAAAAGCCAUGAAAGAGGGAAGUGGAGCUGAGAGCAGGGAACUGAAACCGAUGGCUUCGGGAACAAGUUCAGCUUGAAACUAGCGCAGCAAUACUGGACCACAUUGACAUUCCAAAACAAAACCGAUCAGCCAAAAUAUAAGCAGGGUUAAUAAUCUUCCUGUUUCUAUAUACGUAUAUAUUUUGCUCCGUCUCUUCUGGGUUGCUGCAAGCAGCAUCAAUGCUAAUACUUUUGUGUUGGGUGUACAGCGUGUGAAAGAUCAAGUUAUUUCCACUGAGGGGAAAUAAAAUCUUCCUGCUAUAUUCUCCUUCUUUUCCUCAAAUGAGGUUUGAUGCUUUAAUACACAAGAAGCAGAUUUUACACCUCGUAAGCUUCUUCUGUUGUAUUUUUGUUACAUGUAAAGAAUCUAUGGGAGGAAAUUUUUUUUUUUUGGUUUACAAAUUUAAGACAAAAUUACAAAUACGAGGGAACAAAUGUAGAUAUAUAUUUUUUUGUUAUGCUUUUGAACCCCCCCAAUGACCUCUGACACUACAAUACUAUCCCCAAUUUUGCACUAAAUGUCAAUGUAAUGUCAGUAAAAAUCAUGGUACAGGUUUUAAAAAAAAAAUGACAGAUGUUUACACAACUAGACAAAAGUGUUUUUAUGUUGUCAUUACAAAAGAGAAAAAAAAAACAUUUCCAUUUGCUCCAGCUCUGAAAGUGAUUUGCCUGCUGUUUUAUCUCUACUUCCUGAUCUUGCAAUGACUGUAAAUGUUGGCAUUUUUCCUUAAAUUUAGUACUGAUAGUCACAGCAGAGCUCAGGUUAUUUCCUCUCGCUUGUUACCUUACCAGACAACUGGCUUGCUGGUGAGUGUCUAUGCAGAAUACACUUAUGCCAUCACAUGGGACAUAAAACAGCUGACAUCCACUGUUCAUGAUUUUCAUUCCGUGGGACUUUAGGCAGCUUCAUAGUUUUUCAUAAACGAAAAAGUCCUAGCAUUGGACCAACACUCAUAUUUACAGGGCUUAUUUAGCAAUACUACUUGAGGGAAGACCUCUUUGUAAGGUUAAAGUUCAACAUGAGACUACAUUGCCAAUUUUAGUUGGCCUGUUUCUAUAAAGGUGGAUAUAAAAAUAAUAUAAAAAAAAAGCUUUAGAUGAGGCAGCCUUGAAUUAUGUCUGUAUUUGUGAUAUCUGAAAAGUCUGUAAGUCUUAUUUUUGCGGAAUGUUUGUAAUUUCUUCGAAGAAAUAAUGUUCUAAUCUGUUAAUGAAAUGUACGUAACCAUGUCACUUUCUCUGAAAGUGAAACAAAAUUGAUCUUUCUGAAAAGGAGGCUUCCCAAUGUUAUCAAUUUUUCACACAUGGCAAAAGCAUUGAUUUAGCAAUUGCAAAUUUACUUUGUUUACAUACUCUUGUUUUUAAUGACUUUUGUAGGAAAAAGAAAAUCUAAAAAUAAACACUUAUAUCCUGGUU
Messenger RNA from Rana temporaria (common frog), 3939 nucleotides. RefSeq names its product solute carrier family 44 member 1 (gene SLC44A1). The record is from RefSeq and is a predicted model, not a curated record. Gene Ontology annotation, cellular component: membrane. Lineage: Eukaryota; Metazoa; Chordata; Amphibia; Anura; Ranidae. Gene Ontology annotation, biological process: transmembrane transport. Gene Ontology annotation, molecular function: transmembrane transporter activity. The coding region runs from base 612 to 2564 and encodes 650 amino acids. The transcript is spliced from 16 exons.